Messenger RNA from Drosophila erecta, 1548 nucleotides. RefSeq lists its product as uncharacterized. Lineage: Eukaryota; Metazoa; Arthropoda; Insecta; Diptera; Drosophilidae. Gene Ontology annotation, biological process: negative regulation of apoptotic process; regulation of actin filament polymerization. The transcript is spliced from 5 exons. The record is from RefSeq and is a predicted model, not a curated record. Gene Ontology annotation, cellular component: clathrin-coated vesicle; actin cytoskeleton; apical plasma membrane. Bases 416 to 1390 code for a protein of 324 amino acids.
CUCACGAAAAAGCAUUCAAAAUUCCAAAAAUAAUAAGUCCAAAUAAAUGUAACGGUAUUUUCAGAUCUGAACAACGUGCCGUUAACAGAGAAGUUUCCAGCGCAGGCACUGUUAAGUGCCGCAGCUAACAUCAGCUGUUGGGCGCUCGUGACACGAGCUCACCACCCUCGAAUUGUCAGUUGUCAGCUGUGCUGUUGUCAGUUUUUCGACGGUCGUGUGAAAAUUAAUGCGAAAAAAAUCCCCAAUAGAUAAACAAUAAAUAGGCGUGCGGAUAAAGGAUAGCCGGGACAAGUUGAAACUCGCGUCGUUUUGGUUCUUUUAGUUUUCCUUAAACCACUUUGGUUUGCGCUCAGUCAGGAAUUUUCCGUUUUCCAUUUAGCCCCAAGCAAUUAUAUCGGCGUAUCAGCAGAAGAUUAUGGAUAUUCUAAAGAAAAUGUUCAAGUCCGAGGCGGAAAAGGAGUCGGACUCUUCGGUUUCCGCUUCCAACAAGGACGAGUUCCGGAAGCCCCAGUGGUUCGAGGAGGCCGAGACCGAUGACGAACUCUUCGAUGACGAUCGCAAGUUCGCCUUCCAGGUGUUCACCAGUCCGCUGGAGAUGCAGAAGCACUUCGAGAGCCAGCUGCAACGACUCCUGGAAUCGCUGAACGACAAUGAUGAUGGUUUUGAGCGCGACUUGAAGGAAGACUUCCUGAAGCCGGGCUUUGAGAGCAAGAUUCUGAAGAAGUUUGAGCAGCAGAAGGAUCUCUCUUUGGAUACCGAUUUGGAUGGCGAGAUCUAUGCCGACCAGUUACACUCGCUCAUCCAACGUCUGAAUCCGGAGGAGAAUGUGGAGCCAGGCGACCAGGCUAUUGGCAACAUUUUGCCAUCGAAUCAGCAUGGCUAUCGCAAGAGCGUCCAAGGCGCCAAGCUUACGGAUGAGGAGAUUAUCAUGGGCCGGAUCCAUGGAACCAUCUCCGCCGAUGGGGAGAGCCAAUCGAACGCUCGUCCGCCGCGUCCGCCGAUGAACAACAAGCCGGACAUCAUGACGCCCAUGACUCCGAUGUUGCCGCGUAGUGGAAUGUCUUCAUUUGGAGGUGUAUUCGAUGGCAACUAUCAGGGCCCCAAGCUAUUCAGCCAGAGCGUGAUGACCAAGACUGUGCGCAAGCCGGAUGGCAGCUAUGAGACCACCAAGGUUACUCAGGAUUCGUCUGGUCACAAGACCACCACCGUAACCCGGAUGAUAGACGGGCGUAAAGAGACCACCGUCACCCAUGAUGGCGGGGCUCCAGCACUUGGAAUGGGUGGCAAGCAGCAGCUGCAGCAGCAGCAGAAGGAGAUGGCCGUGGCUCGUGGCGAACGCAACAUAUUCGUGACAAAAGAAGGCUACGCCAUGCCACGGAACCUCUGGUGACCAGUGGUGAACAACUAUUGCCCCAAUCAAGACAAGCGAUCUCUGCUGCAGCAACAGAAACAACAGCAACAGUACGAAGAUAGGCUAAAGCGAUUCGUCGGCAACAUAGUCCCGCAUCCUCACAACAUCCAAAUUAGAACCUACUACAUUUUAGUUUA